UGACACAGGCGAAUAUUAAUUAUAGCAGAUCAGCCUUUCUUUUAUGAAAUACUGAUGCCAUAAUCCACUCGGUGUCAUGAGUUGGCCAUCUGUCGUGGACACCUACUUAAACCUGCAAGCAGAUUAAUCAAGGUGUAAGGAUUUAAAGGCAUCAGUCAGGACGUUUCUGUGCCAGAACUCUGCUGGGCUUCCUGGUAAAGGAGGGGAUGCUCUUGGCCACAGUUGGCUCAUUGGAGGAGAGAGACGAGGAGCAGGGGGAUGAAGGCGACGAAGAGUUGAGGGAUGGAGGGGUGCCUUUCUAUGUGAACAGAAGUGGCUUCCCGGUGGAUGAGGAGACUUGGGAGAGGAUGUGGCGCCAUGUGGCUCGAAUCCAUCCCAGCGGUGAAGCAUUGGCGAAGGAGAUAAGAGGUGAUGACCUGCCCAAGAUUCCAAUACCAAGUGUGCCUACAUACCAGCCUACCACCACUAUCCCACAGCGCCUGGAAGCCAUACAGAAGUACAUCAGGGAAUUGCAGUACAAUCACACAGGAACGCAGUUUUUUGAAAUAAAGAAAAGCCGCCCUCUUACUGCGUUAAUGGACAUUGCUAAGGAGAUGACGCGGGAGGCUCUGCCAAUCAAAUGUCUGGAGCACUUGAUGCAGUUACUCACCAACAACAUGCCUGCCGUGGAGCGCUUCCCCUCAGCUUUAAAUCUCAGUUCUCAGGGACCACUUCCACACAUUGUGCUGGGAGUCCACAGCGGGGGGCGCUUCGGAGCGCUGGGCAUGAGCCGAAGAGAGGACCUCAUGUUUAAGCCCUGAUUUCGAACACUACUGGACUUGGUCCAGGAGUUUGAAGGAGCAUACAGGGGCUACUGGCACACCUUACGAAAAGUCAAGAUUGGCCAGUACGUUUCCCACGAUCCUCACAGCGUGGAGCAGAUAGAGUGGAAACAUUCUAUACUUGAUGUGGACAAGCUCACCAAGGAGGUACGGAAGGAGCUGGAGAGACAUACUCGAGACAUGAGCUAA
Molecule: messenger RNA, 1010 nt
Organism: Maylandia zebra (zebra mbuna)
Lineage: Eukaryota; Metazoa; Chordata; Actinopteri; Cichliformes; Cichlidae
Source: RefSeq, a predicted model, not a curated record